AGAGCUACCUUAUUGAAACGACUUCAAUUGCACAGAGAUGGCUGAAAAUCCAGCCGAAGAGGCCGCCCCCAUAGACAAUGCCGACGAGAUCCCAGCCGCGGAGGAUGCUCCCAAACUAGUAACGAUCGCUGAAGCGGCGGAGGGAGCAGAAGUCCAAGGUGAGGCAGCUAACGUAGAUCAAAUCGAAGGAGAAGGCGAAACAGUAUUGCCAGCCGAGAAUGAGGAAACCUCAAAGGAAGGGCGGGAAUCUGGAGCUAAACAAAAGGGUCUUGCUACCGCCGACGAACGAAAGCGCGAAAAGCUCCAGAGGAUUAAGGAAAGGCUCGCCAAAAAAGACGAGGAAGAGGCUAUGAAGGCUGCGCUGGUUACGGCUCCAAUAGAAUCUGAGGAGAUGCCGGAAGACGAGGAUAAGGAGGAACUCCAUUCCGUGGAAUCGGCCGGCGAGGAUUCCGAAGAUGACUUAGAAGAUAUAAAGGCCAUCCUUAACGAAAAGCCCCCAACUCUACGUGAAAGCGUUGUCGUCGAAGAGGAAAUCGAAGAGGAUCUCGAUUCGGAAGGCAGCGUGGAUGAGCCCUUGCCCAGGCUGGGAGUGUCCAUAAAGAGUGAGUUUAUCCGCGGAUUUGAAAGUCUGCCAAGCAUAUCGGACAUAUCACUCGAUCCGGACCCGGAACCAGAACCUGAACCGGACAACGCUCAGGACAAGUCCGACACCAAACCGGAGACAGAUGAUGGUGUAUUUCACAAGGAUGGCACAGACGAUGCCGGCGAGGGUGAGUCGGGGGGUUCUUCGGGUUCCGAUCAGGAUGCUAGCACAGCUCAACAUGCAGCGGGUGAGUCGGAAGAGGACGACGAAUCCGUACUUAUGGAUGAUCUGCCGGAUGAGCAAGAGCCGACAGAAAAACAGGUCGUCAUUGGGGAGGAAGUGGACACCAUGGCCAUGUUCACUGAGGCUGUGGAUGCGGAGUUGGAGACCCACCAGGAGCUGCAAGUCCCGGUUGAAGAACCAUUCUGGUAUCGCCUCACUGUCGACUUCCUGAACAAUCUUAUCAAUACCGUGGUGGAAAAUGCGGAGAACACCGAGAAGAACAAGGAGCACCUGUUGGACAAGCGCAAGAUGUUGCUGGAGCUGCAGCGUCUGGUAGACGACUACACCUUCGAGAAGUACCAAAACACCCUUCUGAACAACGUCGUCUGUGACUACUUCCGUCGCAAUCGCAAGUUCAACAACUUUCAGCCACUGCCACCGGACGAUGCUGCUGGCGAGUUCAUUCGCUGGAUGAAUGCCCUCAACUCGGUGGACAAUCUGAUGGAGCGGGUGAAGAUGAUCAAGAUCAAGAACGGACACAGUGCGUCGCGCGCCAUGCUGGAGCUUAACUCGUAUUCUGUCCUCGCCUUCAACGAAGAGCAGCGUCUGGAGGGAUUCAUGCGCAAGACCCUCAUCCGCAAGGACAUGGAUCGCUUGAGGCGCGCGCUGGACAACGAUCUCAGGCGCAUGCAGGACCUUCGCAACCAGAUCAGCGAGAAGCGCUACGAGCUCAACUUGAACCUUCACAACCUGGCAUUUGUGGAUGAGAAAGUGAUGAAAUUCGAGCGGGUUACUGAGACGUUGACCAUUUCGCAAAUGCUGUGCGCCAACGAAUCCAUAAUACAGUUGAGCAAGCAACUAGAGGAAAAGUGCAAGGAUGUUGCGGUCAUGCAGUCGAACUACAAGAAGUCCAUGAUCGAGGAGACGUGCGUGCGUGAGAAGCGGGACAUGAUCUCCUACAUGCUCUCCAAGGCGAGGGCCGAGUACAUAGACCGUUUCGAGCGGCGGAACAAGCUGCGCAAGGAUCUGACCAGGCUGCAGCUGGAGCACGCCGACCUAAAGUCCAAGCGGAACAAGCUGGAGACCAAGGGCGGACUGCUCUUCAAGCCGGGCCUGAUGUACGACUACGAUAAGUGCAUGGCCGAUAUACAGGCCCGUCGUGCUCAUAUCCAGGCGAUGAAGAAGACCUGCAACGAGUUGGGAAAACGCAUUCGAGCCUGCGAAGACGCCAAGUACCAGUCCAGUUUUUCGAUACGGUAUCUUGGUUAAUUAGGAUGCAUUUCUAAUUUUCUAAGGAUUUUCACAGGUAAAUUUGAGUGUACCUUGUAUAACUGUCACCCAUAUGUGAAAAUGUUGAACAUUAAAC
This is a messenger RNA of Drosophila sechellia, 2171 nucleotides long. RefSeq lists its product as uncharacterized. The transcript has 3 exons. The record is from RefSeq and is a predicted model, not a curated record. Lineage: Eukaryota; Metazoa; Arthropoda; Insecta; Diptera; Drosophilidae. Bases 38 to 2074 code for a protein of 678 amino acids.